Zerene cesonia (dogface butterfly) is the source of this 1075-nucleotide messenger RNA. It is a transcript of the gene Chmp1, whose product is annotated as charged multivesicular body protein 1b. Gene Ontology annotation, cellular component: multivesicular body; ESCRT III complex. Gene Ontology annotation, biological process: late endosome to vacuole transport; endosome transport via multivesicular body sorting pathway; protein transport. The transcript has 4 exons. Lineage: Eukaryota; Metazoa; Arthropoda; Insecta; Lepidoptera; Pieridae. Bases 185 to 796 code for a protein of 203 amino acids. The record is from RefSeq and is a predicted model, not a curated record.
UUUAAAUAUUUUGUUUGUGAAAUUGUGACUCAUCUGGCCAUAAGUAAUUAAUAAUAUUUUUUAAUUCUUGGAUCAUCUUGUAAGAUUUUCCCUUUUUUACAUCCCUUCUUUAUACUGUACAGGUCAUAGACCUCCUUUUUUUUGUGUAAAAAGUUUUUAUAAAGCCGUCAAACUGGGGAACGAAAUGUCUUCGUCUGCUAUGGAGAAGCAUCUAUUUAAUUUAAAAUUUGCUGUAAAAGAGCUAGAGCGUAAUUCAAAAAAAUGCGAAAAAGAAGAAAAAAUGGAGAAAGAAAAGGCGAAAAAAGCUAUUCAGAAAGGUAACAUGGAGGGAGCAAGGAUACACGCUGAAAAUGCAAUACGACAGAAGAAUCAAGCAUUGAAUUAUUUACGAAUGUCUGCUAGAGUUGAUGCCGUAUCUAGCAGAGUGCAAACAGCAUUAACAACAAGGAAGGUAACAACUUCCAUGGCAGGUGUUGUCAAAGCGAUGGAUGCAGCAAUGAAAUCAAUGAACCUAGAGAAGAUAUCUAAUCUAAUGGACAAGUUUGAGAGUCAGUUUGAAGAUUUGGAUGUACAGUCCUCAUAUAUGGAAAAUGCAAUGUCACAAACAACAACCACUACAGUGCCCCAGGGUGAUGUUGAUACACUGUUGCAGCAAGUAGCUGAUGAGGCUGGAUUGGAACUCAACAUGGAGUUACCGUCAGGAGUGCCCAGUACGUCCAUUGGCACAGCUACAGUGGUGUCACAAGAACAAGACGAGCUCACACAGAGACUCGCCAGGUUAAGACAGGCUGAAUAAUAUUUAAUGUACACUUUAUAACUUUCCAUUUCAUGUGAUACUGGCAAUUAAUGGUUGAAAACGGAUUAUUAUUUUGAAUUGGUUUACUUGUUUUUACCAAUAAUGUACAUGAUAUUAAUGUCUCUUUAUUUGUUGUUUAAAGUUUACUCAUCCAGUUUUCAAGAAAAUAUUUCUACAUAGAUUGAACUAUAAGAAAGUAUGCUAUCACAUUUUAGAAUGUAUACUGAAUGUAACUGAUAAAUGCAAGAUGAGUAUAAAAUUAUAUGUUAUAUAACGGUA